Messenger RNA from Phyllostomus hastatus (greater spear-nosed bat), 1094 nucleotides. It is a transcript of the gene TNFRSF6B, whose product is annotated as TNF receptor superfamily member 6b. NCBI's taxonomy places the organism in Eukaryota, Metazoa, Chordata, Mammalia, Chiroptera, Phyllostomidae. The transcript is spliced from 3 exons. The coding region runs from base 97 to 1023 and encodes 308 amino acids. Gene Ontology annotation, molecular function: protein binding. The record is from RefSeq and is a predicted model, not a curated record.
CCGCGGAGGUGGAGCACUCCGCUGGCUGCAGGUAGCGGUCACUUGGGCGGGGCAGGCUUCCUCGUCCAGUCCCUCCGCCCCUUCCCAGGGAGGACCAUGAAAGUUCCCGACAGGCCGCCCCUGACUCCACUGUGGGCACUGUUGUGUCUGCUGCUGGCGCUAGCCACGCGUGGGGGGGCAGAGGACGCGCCCACCUACCCGGUGUGGGACACUGACGCGCAGGAGCAGCUGCUGUGCCGCCGGUGCCCCCCCGGCACCUUCGUGCACCGGCCGUGCAGCCGGGGCCGCCCCACGGCGUGCCGCCCGUGCCCGCCGCAGCACUACACGCAGUUCUGGAACUACCUGGAGCGCUGCCGCUACUGCAACGUCAUCUGCGGCGAGGACGAGGAGGAGGCGCGGCCCUGCUCCGCCGUCCACAACCGCGCCUGCCGCUGCCGCCCCGGAUUCUUCGAGCUCUCGGGCUUCUGCCUGGAGCACGCCCCCUGCCUGCCGGGCUACGGCGUGGUCGCCCUCGGCACCCCGACCCAGAACACGCAGUGCCAGCUGUGCCCCCCAGGCACCUUCUCCGCCAACAGCUCCAGCACAGAGCAGUGCCAGCCCCACCGCAACUGCACGGCCCUGGGCCUGGCCCUCAACGUGCCGGGCUCCCCCUUCCACGACGCCAUGUGCACCAGCUGCCCAGGGUUCCCGCUCAGCAUCCCAGAGUCGGAGGCACCGUGGGACUGGAGGGGCGCAGGGACGGAGGAGUGCGAGCGGGCCCUGGUGGACUUCCUGGCUUUCCAGAACCUCUCCUUCCGGAGGCUCCUGCAGCUGCAGCAGGCGCUGGCUGGCCCCGGGGCGUGGAGGCCACUGCCGCCCCGGGAGGACCGCGUGUCCCUGCAGCAGCAGCUGUGGCAGCAGCUCACGGAGCUCCGGGAGGCCCGGCCCGGGGCGCUGGUGGAGGGGCUGCUGCAGGCCCUGCAGGCGGCGGGGCUGCCCAGGAUGGAGCGCGCCGUCCGGAAGCGGUUCCUCCCAGCGCCCUGAGCCCCGCCCCCUAUUUAUUCCUCGGAACCAGCACUGGAACCAGCACUGUCUCCAUAAAGGUGCUUUGUGAA